AUUCCCGCCAAUCAGCGUUUGCCUGAUACGAGCCGGCACGCAUAGUGGUUGUCAAUUUUUGUAAAUUAUUUUACCCAAAAAAGUGCUUAAAACGAAUUUUUCCGUCUCACGACAUGCAAAUCAUUAAAUAAGCCAAUUCUGUGAUAGUCUAUGUUUUGUGAAAUUGUUUGGAAGUGUGUCGGUAUCUUAACCUCGCAAAUUCGUUUCUCCAUUUAUGGCUAAAAGAACGGCAACAAGUGAUUUAAAUCACGAUAAUUGGGAUAGGGAGGACGAACCAGAGACGGCUGGAACGUUUACAAAAGCUUCAGAUGAAGCUUUGAAGAACAGAGUUAUAAAAGUUGCCCGCAGGAGGAACCCCAUAUCAUCAGUCCAAAGUGACGAUAGCAAACCCAGCGCAUUCGGUGGUUUUUCUGGGUUUGGUAAAACGCCAAGUAGUGCAUCCAACACGUUUGGAUUUUUGUCAAACUUAAAUAAAACCGAGACUAGUAAAACCAACGGAACUACGGAAAAAGAAGCAGAGACUUCCGACAAGAAAUUAGACGAAUAUUAUGCCAAAUUAAAAGGAUUAAAUGAAAGUGUCACUGAAUGGAUAAAAAAACACGUGUCAUCAAACCCGUUUAUCAACUUACAACCAAUUUUCAAAGAUUACGAUAAAUAUAUCAACGAACUUGAAAAGGCGAAAGGCGAGGCAGCGUCAGAAACAUCAACUAGUGCCACAACUGCGCCCCAAUUUUCCUUUGGUACAACCUCUACAACCACAACUCCUAAAUUUUCAUUUGGGGCCACUUCUACCGCAUCCACAGGAUUUUCAUUUGGCUCCAGUACCACAACAGUUAGUUUCACUUCAAGCACUAGCACAGCUACCCUAUCAGGAGGCGACAGCUCCUUUAAAUCGCAACCGUUUUCGUUUGGUAAUUCAGGCUCUGACAGCGGCAAAUUUUCAUUCACAAGCACUGUCAUAAAACUAGCAGAUGAGCCAAAGCCCCAAGAGCAAGAAGACGAAGACGAGCCGCCCAAAGUUGAGUUUACGCCAGUGGUAGAAGAGGGACACAUUUAUUCAAUCAGAUGCAAGGUUUUUGUGAAGAAGGAUGGCACUUUUGGAGACCAUGGCGUGGGCACUCUGUACCUCAAGCCAGUCCCAAACGGCGAGAAAGUCCAACUCAUCGUGCGCGCUGAUACGAAUUUAGGAAAAUUAAUUUGUAAUUUCAUUUUGUCGGAAAGUAUCCCAAUGCAAAGGAUGGGGAAAAAGGAUGUUAUGUUAGUUUGUAUUCCAAAUCCAGACACGCAACCUCCACCCGUGCCGAUUUUAUUGCGGGUGAAAAGUCCGGAAGAUGCCGAUGAGUUGUUGAAAACUUUGCAGAAACACAAAAAAUAGGCUAGGGGUGAUUAGCUCAAUAAAAUAUUUUUCUAAGUA
Messenger RNA from Tribolium castaneum (red flour beetle), 1414 nucleotides. RefSeq names its product Nucleoporin 50kD (gene Nup50). Bases 215 to 1375 code for a protein of 386 amino acids. The record is from RefSeq and is a predicted model, not a curated record. Lineage: Eukaryota; Metazoa; Arthropoda; Insecta; Coleoptera; Tenebrionidae. Gene Ontology annotation, biological process: protein import into nucleus. The transcript is spliced from 2 exons. Gene Ontology annotation, cellular component: nuclear pore.